Molecule: messenger RNA, 1344 nt
Organism: Exophiala mesophila
Lineage: Eukaryota; Fungi; Ascomycota; Eurotiomycetes; Chaetothyriales; Herpotrichiellaceae
Exons: 1
Coding region: 255-1262 (335 amino acids)
Cellular component (GO): cytoplasm
Source: RefSeq, a predicted model, not a curated record
AUCAUCUCUUCUAUCUAUAUCAACGAGUGUAUGUGCUAGUGACUAUAUUGGUUGGGUUAUCUCGAGUCCAGUUCAAUGAGCGACAACCGUGCGACAUAGAUAGCAAAGUUCUACCAGCAGAAUCAAGGAGCCAUGGUACUCGCUGGAUAGACAAGACCUACUUACAUACCUAUCUAUAAUAAUCCAGGGUUCCAGGGUAUCCAACCAUCUUUAUCAAAGUGUUUAUUAUCAUCCAAGCAGAAAAGAAACCGCAAAUGGCAACCACAAAAGCAGAAUCUCCGUCCACAACUCCAUCACCUUCUCCUCCUUUGACCAUCCUUCUCGGUCUUUCCGGUCCUUCAAGCAGUGGCAAGACCACACUCGCACGACUAUUACGAACCAUCUUCCAAGUCAACAGGGCCACUGCCACUGGACCGGAUGCUUCGAGACCGAAACCCUCGCUUUCUCUUUUCAUCAUCCACCAGGACGAUUUCUACCUAACCGACACUCUUGUCCCCGUGCGCAGAAUCUCUUCCCAGGAGUUUGGCACACGUGAUCUCCAAGAUUGGGAUUGUGUCGAGAGUCUUGACCUAAAGCUCUUUGAGGACACGCUCCGUCAUGUCCAAGCUCACGGUGUGGUGCCCGCGGGAAGUGUGAGCAAGGAAGAUGAAAAUAGUGUGGGUGAGAGUGGCGUGUCCGAUGAGGUGGUGGAACAGCACGGGGCCCAGGUCCAGGCAUGGUUUGAUGGUCUGAUAAGCAGUCUGAGCGACGUGGAUACAUUGAGAGAUAUCAGGAUUUGUAUCCUCGACGGCUUCCUCUUGUAUCCUCCACCACCCUCUCUUCGGUCAUCAUCAACAUCAACGGCACCAACCACCACGUCAUCAGAUCCGUUAUCGCAGCUCCACCAUCUGACAUCGACCUUACUCUCUCCCCGACUUUUCCUGCCCACCAUACUUCCUCGUCUUCUGCAUCGUCGUCUCAACCGCACCGGCUACGUCACGCUCGAAGGGUUCUGGACCGAUCCACCGGGCUACUGCCAGGACCUGGUCUGGCCUAACUACGUCAGAGACCAUGCCUGGAUGUACGUUGGGGGCGAGGUCAAUGGGGGAGAAGGUGUAUUUGACCAGAAAGUGUUGGCCCAGCAAGGAAUCACCGUAUGUCCAGGUGCGGGUGCGUGGCCAAUGUCCCAAGUUUUGUCAUGGGCGGUGGAUCAGGUGUGGGCUGAAGUGGAGCGAAGAAUCAAAGAGGAUCGAGGUAUAAUGGGACAUCAAGACAUGGAAUAAAUGGUCGUGAACCCACCGAAAGAAUAGUAUUACAAAUCUUUGUUCUAUAUUGCUGUUCUAGUACACAUGGUGGAAUACAAAG